Messenger RNA from Rodentolepis nana, 390 nucleotides. The record is from the annotation of a GenBank genome assembly. Lineage: Eukaryota; Metazoa; Platyhelminthes; Cestoda; Cyclophyllidea; Hymenolepididae.
AUGCUUUCAAUUAAUCUUAAUGAACUUGAUAUUUACCAAAACAGAAGUAAUGGCCCUUGGUGCUUGACACGGCAGGAUGUUCAAACACCAUUUGAAGAAGUAACAAGAUCUCUUCUACUUCCAGAUGAAUUAAUUGGGUGCAUAAUCGGCAGGGGCGGUGCGAAGAUAAACGCCAUUCGUCAAGAAUCAAAAGCCUUUAUCAAAAUUUCGGAUGCAGAAGAAGGUUCAAAUCUUCGCCGUAUUACAAUCAAAGGAAGUCCUAGCGCUGUGCGUUUGGCUAUAUUCUACAUUAAUCAUACCGUAAGUCUUCAUCAGCAAAUCGUUCAGAUGAAUCUAGUCAUCGAUAUAGCUCAGCAAAUCCAAAGUAUGAACGAAGAAAACCGCCAGUAA